AUGCCCGGUCGAUCUGAUUACGGUUCCGCCUCUCUCUCCAUGUCUCCUCCUCCUCCCACCAACCUGUCAAGCUACGCUCGCUUCAUGCACGAGCACACCAAGCGCCAGAUGGAGGCUUCCGGUGCUAGCUCUUCCCCCUCCAACGCUACUGUUCAGCGCGCUGGACGUUCAUCUGCCAUGACAAACGGCCACACCAGCCCCAGCUACCAAUAA
Messenger RNA from Fusarium sp. VM40, 213 nucleotides. The record is from the annotation of a GenBank genome assembly. NCBI's taxonomy places the organism in Eukaryota, Fungi, Ascomycota, Sordariomycetes, Hypocreales, Nectriaceae.